Saprolegnia parasitica CBS 223.65 is the source of this 2099-nucleotide messenger RNA. RefSeq lists its product as hypothetical. The transcript is spliced from 8 exons. Gene Ontology annotation, cellular component: membrane. NCBI's taxonomy places the organism in Eukaryota, Oomycota, Saprolegniomycetes, Saprolegniales, Saprolegniaceae. The coding region runs from base 38 to 2047 and encodes 669 amino acids. Gene Ontology annotation, biological process: transmembrane transport; amino acid transport. The record is from RefSeq and is a predicted model, not a curated record. Gene Ontology annotation, molecular function: amino acid transmembrane transporter activity.
CGGUUGCGUGGAUGAAAAACCGUCUGAUCCGACGACGAUGAGCCGCCGACGGUCGUACGGCUCCAGCGCCAACCCGACGCGCCACUUUGAGUUUGACGUGACCGAUGAGACGCUCUCGGGGCCAACAUGGGCGUUCCCGGGGUAUGGCCACGCCGAGCAGAUCGAGGUGCCAAAAGAAGAGCUCGAGCGCAUCCGCCACAAGAUGCAAAAGCCUCGCCACCUCCUCGGCGAGUGGCCGUCCACGGGCAUCAGCGGCAACGACCUGCUCUCGAGCUGCCUCUACUCGUCGGGCAUUGUGGCCUCGAAAGCCGGGAAGCUCGCGCCGAUCCCGACGCUCAUGGUCGCGUGCCUCAUGUACCUCUUCCGCUUUGUCUACGUCGAGGUCGUCUCGGCGAUUCCGCUCAACGGCGGCUCGUACAACACGAUGCUCAACACGUCGUCGAAGCGCGUCGCGGCCAUGACGGCGGCGCUCGCCAUCAUUGCGUACCUCGCGACCGGCGUCGUCGGCGCGGUCUCGGCCUCCGACUACCUCAAGGCCCAAGCCACGGAUCUCAAUUCGAUCCAAAGUGCCAUUGGUAUUCUCUUUACGUUUGCCUUGCUCAACUUUCUCGGCAUGGCCGAGAGCUCGGUCAUUGCACUCCUCAUCUUCAUGCUGCACAUCCUCACCCUGUGCAUCUUGAUUGGCGGGUCCGUCGUCUAUAGCGUCCUCUACCCCGAGGUCCUCCGCGACAACCUCGCCUCGGACCUCCCUGAGAUUGACUUUUGCGGGGCGCUCAUUGCGGGCACGCCGCUGCGCGCUAUUUUUUUUGGCUUUUCAUCGGCGAUGCUCGGCGUCACGGGGUUCGAAACGGCGGCCAACUUUGUCGAGGAGCAAGAACCCGGAAUCUUUCGCCACAUCCUCCGCAACAUGUGGGCGCUCUCGUCCUUCUUCAAUGUGACGCUGUCGCUGCUCAACUUGAGCGUCCUCCCGCUCUUUGGCCCCGACGGGUCGAUCGCGAACAACAACAUUGUGCUGGCGCUCAUGGCCCGGCGCGUCCUUGGCCCUUGGUUCGAGCUCUGGGUCACCAUUGACGGCUUUAUCGUGCUCGCGGGCUCGGUGCUGACGUCGUAUGUGGGCAUCACGGGCCUUGUCCGGCGUCUCGCGUGCGACCGCGUGCUGCCCGAGUUCCUCUUGAAGGAGAAUGCGUGGCGGGGCACGAACCACUACAUCAUCUUUUCGUACUUUGCCGUCGCGUCGAGCUUGGUGCUCGUACUCCACGGCGACAUUGUCAUGCUCUCGAGUGUCUUCUCGUACGCGUUUCUCGGCCUCCUCGUGCUCUUCUCGGCCGGCGCGAUCCUCUUCAAGGUCAAGCGCAGCCACAUGCCCCGCGAGACGAACGCCGCUUGGUGGAAGUGCAUUGUCGCCUUCAUCAUGGUCGUCCUCGGCUUCCUCGGCACAUUGCUCGGCGACCCGCGCGUCUCGCUCAUCUUUGCACUCUACUUUCUCGUCGUCGUCGGCCUCAUCUUUUGCAUGCUCGAGCGGCUCUGGCUCCUCCGCUUUGUCAUUUUCAUCAUGCGCACUCUGUGCCCGUCGCGCCGCGACCGCCGUCUCGACGCGACCGACGACGACGAAGAGAGCCCGGACGAUGCAGAGCUACUGCUGCCGCGCACGGGAGCCCGUGGUGGCCGCACGAUCCUCAAGAUCAUGAAGAGCAUCAACGCGCCGCCGACGGUCUUCUUCUGCAAGCACAUGUCGCUGUCGCUGAUCAACAAGGCGGUCAUGUACGUGCGCAUGAACGAGCAGACCGAGACGCUCAAGAUCGUGCACGUGCACAAGCCCAACACGUCGGUGCCCCAGGGCUUUGUAGACCUGGUCGCGGUCUUUGACCGCAUGUACCCCAAAAUCAAGAUUGACUUUAUCUCGAUCGAAGGCGUCUUUGAACCGGCGCUUGUCCAAUGGCUCUCCGAGACGCUCAACAUUUCGACCAACAUGAUGUUCAUCCGCCAACCCGACAACAUUGACGCGCACAAGGUGUCGCUGCUCGGCGUCCGCGUCAUCACGGGCUAAGAACCGCUUGUGCUUCUUCAUAUAUGCCACAAAAGAGAUGUCAUUCAAUCGU